This is a messenger RNA of Bombus pyrosoma, 3722 nucleotides long. RefSeq names its product ubiquitin conjugation factor E4 A (gene Ube4A). Gene Ontology annotation, cellular component: ubiquitin ligase complex; cytoplasm; nucleus. Gene Ontology annotation, molecular function: ubiquitin-ubiquitin ligase activity. Gene Ontology annotation, biological process: protein polyubiquitination. The transcript is spliced from 14 exons. The coding region runs from base 167 to 3292 and encodes 1041 amino acids. NCBI's taxonomy places the organism in Eukaryota, Metazoa, Arthropoda, Insecta, Hymenoptera, Apidae. The record is from RefSeq and is a predicted model, not a curated record.
CACGUAUACGCUCUACUACGGAACGAAUACAGAGUAGUGUGCAGUAAUCAGGAGAAUAUUUUGGCUUAUUUUGUAACACAUUUUAGGUUGAAAAUUAAAUCAUAGCAAUUUAUUUUCAGAAUAAUUAUGCUUGCAAUAAUUGUGAUUGAGUUUUAACGAGAGAAUCAUGUGCGACAAUGUGAAUAACAAUCCAUUUGCUGGAUUGUUUUCAACUAUCAACGAUGCCGUGUCAUUCUCCUCUCAAAGUCAGGCAAUUAUCAACGAAAAUAAUAGAGUUAGUUAUGUUGCGCAACUUGGAGAUAAAAAUGUUGACAAUAUUACGGGAAUCAAAAAUUUGCAAGGUUCCAAAGAUUCUAGAAUCGAUAAUCAGGUUAACCGCCUUCUUGGCGAUGUAUUUGGAAUAACAUUACACGAAAUAGGAGCAAAUGAACACCAAAAACGAAGAUUAGUUCUCGUUAAUGUUGAUUCGAUCGAACAAGCAGUUUUUGAACGAUUAAUGUUAUCUGAUCUUGAAUCUAAAUUAGUACCUAUAGACAAUUCUCAACAAGUUCUUAGCGAUCCUCAUACAACAGAAAAACAAGUAAUACCUUAUUUGUUUGAGAGUUAUUGUCGAUUGCAACUGUAUCAAAACAAACCAGAAUUAUCUGAUGUCCUUUGUAAAAUAAGUCGGGUUAUAUUACAAAAUGCAAGUGUCGCACUACAAGAGCCAGAAUUGUUUGAAGAACAAGAGAUUUAUAACCAGUUUAUUGCGUUAUGUAUGGAUGAAACUGGGCCCAAAUCAGAAUUUAUAUUAUUUGUCAAUGGUAUUGUGUCCGAGUUACAAAAUGAAAAUGGAAAAAAUGCUAUAGAUGCAAUAACUGUGUCUUUUAAACCUAUUCUUGAUAUAAUUUACAAAGAAGCAGCACAAAGUAAUCUUGUCCUUUUUCGUCAAUAUUGGUUUACUAUAUUAAAUCUUUUUUCCUCGAUAGAACCCUUAGCUAAAUUAGUAAUUGAUCAUAGUACUCCUAAAAGCAAUCAAGGCCGAGCAUAUGCAGAUACAUUAUUAGGUGCACUUUUUAGCUUGAGCUGUUUACCAAAAACAAUAGAAGAGCCAUUUUAUUUUUUUGAGAAGCCAUUGCAACAGACUUCAGUUGAAGGAAAUAUUUGGACAGCCUUAGAUGCAUUAAACGAAUCAUUGCAAAAGGUUUUUCAUUUACUGUUAAAAUGUUCGACAGAAGUUCGUCAUUUAACUUUACAAUGGAUAGGCAAUUGUCUUCAUUCAAAUGCAAAUAGGGGAAAAAUUUGGAAUACUCAGAAUGAUGUGAGCUUCAACUCAAUGUUAUGUGUUUCUGAUGGUUUCAUGUUAAAUUUAGGAAAUGUGCUAUUGCGUCUUUGUCAACCAUUUUGCAUUAAACAAAAUGAUUCUAAAGUGCCUAAAAUUGAUCCAACAUAUUGUGCUGCAGAUGUUAGUGAUCAGGAUGAAUGUAUAAAUUCAAAUAUACAUUUAAAAGGAAUGUCUUCAGAAACUUGUUUGAUACCAAUGUCAGAAGGUGGUGCCAGACCAGUUGCAAAAACAUUUGGUUUUACUACUGAGUGCUUUUUCUUAACCCAUAGAGCAUUAGAUCUUGGAUACAGAGUAGUGUUAGAUAAACUUUUAAGAACAAACCAAGAUUUGGUAAGAAUACAGAGAGUAUAUCAGGAUGCACAGAAUGGUGGUAGAUCGGAAGUAUUUGAUAUAAUAACUCAACGCAUGGAAGAAGAAAUGACCAAGUAUUUAUCUCUAAGAGCAAGCCUUUUAGUACCAGAGAUGUUAAAACUCUUAGCAAAAUUUCAUGCGACAACAGCAUUUUGGUUAGUACAAGUAUAUUUAAAUGAUAUAAAGAUCGGAGAAAAUGAAGAAAAUUACAUUCCAAAGGAAUGUAAAGAGGUGAAGUUCCCUUUACCAGGAACUGUUCCAGAUACUUUGAGAUGCAUUCCGGAAUUUGUGGUAGAAAAUACUAUUAGAUUUUUGUAUUUAUUACGACGCAUAAAUCCAAAUAUUUUUGAAGAACAAGGGCCAUCCUUUCUAACGCCUGUAUUAACAGAGAUCAUAGUAUUAAUGGAGUCUCAACAACGUUUAUAUAAUCCUCAUCUACGUGCACGUCUAGCAGAAGGCUUAGAGGCACUUUUACCUACAAGCGAUGAAACUAUGAGCCCUGUAACACCAAGCUUAGGGACAUUCCAUAGAGAACAAUUAUUUAUCACACAUCCAUAUAGACAAUAUAUUGUUCCGAAUUUACUUAAAGUAUUCGUGAGCAUUGAAAUGACUGGACAAAGUGUACAAUUUGAACAAAAGUUUAAUUAUCGGCGACCAAUGUAUGUUGUUAUGGAGUACUUGUGGAAAUUACCAGAACAUCGUAAUAAUUUCAUUUCUUUAGCAGAAGAAGCAGAAGCCAAUAUGGAAGCAGCUCAGCCUCCAUUAUUUUUGCGUUUUAUAAAUCUUUUAAUGAAUGAUGCAGUUUUCUUAUUAGAUGAAGCACUUUCAAGUAUGGCUCAAUUGAAACAAUUGAUUCAAGCAAGGGAAAGUGGAGAAUGGAACAAACUACCACAACAUGAACGUGAUCAACAAGCUCAUUAUCUCUUACAUCUUGGAAUGAUUGCACGAUUUGACAAUAUAUUAGGUAGAAAAACUAUAUACACAUUAAAAAUGUUAACUACAGAAAUAAAAUCCAUCUUUUGUCAUCCAACAAUGGUGGAUCGUAUUGCCUCGAUGCUUAAUUAUUUGUUGCUUCAGCUGGUUGGGCCAAAUAAAAAAAAUUUAAAGGUUAAUGGACAGAAAGAGUAUGCGUUUCAUCCAGCAAAUUUAGUAUUAAAUAUAUGCGAAAUUUAUAUUAAUCUUAGUCAGAAUGAAUCUUUUACGCUUGCUGUUUCACAAGAUGGUCGUUCAUACAGUUCGGAACUGUUCAAACUGGCUGAUAACGUUCUUGUUCGUAUCGGUGGUGUGGGUAUAUUAGGCGAUUUAGAUCAAUUUGCAAAAAAUGUCGAGGCAGCCGCAAGUCAUAAGAAGGAGGAAGACGAAAUUUUAAUCGAUGCUCCUGAUGAGUUUCUAGAUCCAAUUAUGUCUACUUUAAUGACAGAUCCUGUUGUUCUUCCAUCAUCAAGGAUAACUAUAGAUCGGCAAACCAUUGCAAGGCACUUAUUAAGCGAUCAGACCGACCCGUUCAAUAGAUCUCCUCUUACUAUGGAUAUGGUAAAAUCAAAUGUUGAACUUCAACGUAGAGUACAAGAAUGGAUACAACAAAAGAAGCAAGAAAAGAUGAGAAAUUACCAUUGAUUACCAAAGAAUGAAACAUAGUCAGUAAAGUUAAGCAAGUCAAUAUCAAAGUAUAAUUUUCACGUUUAAUACUUUCUGAAUUUUUUAAAAAAGAAUUUAAUUUUCAGAUUUAUUAAAUAUAAUCAAUGGCAAGUCCGAUAUUUUGCGGUAUUUGAUUUAAAUUUUGUUGUUUCAUAACUUACAGAGGUAUAUAUUUUUCUAUAUAAAUCCUCAUAGAUAUGUACAGAUACUAAGUGUGUACUGUAAUUAUUGUCAUUCUAUAAAAUUUUUAACACUGUACUUUGUGCAAAGAAUUGUCUUGUAACGGUAUAUAUAACAAUGUAAGCAUAGAGCUGAACGUUGUUGUUAUUGUAUAAUACGUGUAAAAACUACUCGUUAUAAAGUUUUCGUUUCGACUCAAACAAAAUAAAUGUUAUUGAUGAGUUUAAAA